This is a messenger RNA of Triplophysa rosa, 5424 nucleotides long. RefSeq names its product transcription factor 12 (gene tcf12). The coding region runs from base 212 to 2383 and encodes 723 amino acids. The record is from RefSeq and is a predicted model, not a curated record. The transcript has 21 exons. Gene Ontology annotation, biological process: regulation of transcription by RNA polymerase II. Gene Ontology annotation, molecular function: RNA polymerase II cis-regulatory region sequence-specific DNA binding; protein dimerization activity; DNA-binding transcription factor activity, RNA polymerase II-specific. Gene Ontology annotation, cellular component: transcription regulator complex. Lineage: Eukaryota; Metazoa; Chordata; Actinopteri; Cypriniformes; Nemacheilidae.
GUCAUCUCUGCGCUUUGGCUAUCGCCAAGCAAAAAUGUCUGCCUAAGGGAAACUCGCAAGUUACAUAGUGGAUAUUUGCAAAAUACAAUCGCGAAAGAGAACGAUUUCAUUGUCUUUCAAACGCGAAACAAGGAAACAUACGCCGUCACUGGCACACCAGAUCGCCCUAGUUGGAUUUAUUACGGCAGAGGUUUAGUAAAGGAUCGUAAGGAUGAACCCUCAGCAGCGGAUUGCCGCUAUCGGGACGGAUAAGGAGCUGAGUGAUUUGCUGGAUUUCAGCGCGAUGUUUUCUCCACCUGUAAACAAUGGGAAAACCAGGCCGACCACCCUAGGAAGCAGCCAGUUCAGUGCACCAGGUAUGGAUGAGAGGACAAGCCAGGCGUCUUGGGCCUCAGGUGGCCAGCCCAGCCCGUCCUAUGACUCCUCCAGGGGCUUUCCAGACAGCACUCAUUAUCCUGAUCACUUGAGUGACAGUCGAUUAGUGUCCCAUGAAGGAUUGUCUCCAACACCUUUCAUGAGCUCCAACAUAAUGGGAAAGUCUGCACGAGAUCCCUUCUCUGGUUACGGGAGAGAGCCAGGAGUCUCCGGAUGCCAGUCCACUAUGCGGUCGAACAUGGGGCUGGCGAGCCCAGUGCCAGUCACCACCUCUGGGAAGUCACCGACUCAAUUCUACCCCUUCACUAGCUCCAAUCCACGAAAACGUUCCCAUCAGGACUCAGCUUCACAGGAUCCUCUGCAGACAAACAAAGUGCGUAAGGUCCCGCCUGGCCUGCCUACAUCUGUGUACGCACCAUCUCCCAACUCAGACGACUUCAACAGAGACUCUCCAUCCUACCCGUCCCCCAAACCCCCCAGCAGUAUGUUCACAAGCCCUUUCUUCGAUGGGAACCACAGUUCUUCUGACCCGUGGAACUCAUCCAAUGGGAUCAGCCAGCCAGGUUAUGGGGGAAUGCUGGGAGGAUCUUCAUCUCACAUGCCACAGUCUGGAAACUACACCAACCUGCACUCACACGACCGCAUGUCACAAAACUACCCGCCACACUCGGUGUCGCCCACAGACAUCAACGCCAGCCUGCCACCCAUGUCCAGCUUCCACCGCAAUAGUGCCAGCACCUCGCCCUUUGUCACCGCAUCUCACACCCCGCCUGUCAACACCGCAGAGGGAGUCAUGGCUGCUGCCAACCGAGGGAACGCCACUGGAAGCUCUCAGACUGGAGACGCACUGGGAAAAGCCCUGGCUUCGAUUUAUUCUCCUGAACACACCAGCAGUAGUUUUCCCUCGAACCCUUCCACUCCAGUGGCCUCUCCCUCUCCUCUGACGGCCCAGGCGGGCGCUGCCUCAGCAGGUACAGUGGUGAUGGCCAGCGGCCGCACAGGAAGGGCAGGUACAACUCAGUGGCCCCGUGCGACCGGACAGGCACCUUCCUCCCCGAACUACGAAAACUCCCUCCACUCUCUGAAAACUCGUGUGCACCAGCAGCUUCAUGAGCAUCUGCAGGAUGCCAUGUCCUUCUUGAAGGAUGUCUGCGAGUCUCGAAUGGAGGACAGGUUGGACAGGCUGGAUGAUGCGAUCAUUGUCCUCCGGAACCACGCCGUGGGUUCCACUGCCAACCUGUCGAGCGACAUCCACAGCCUGUUGGGACAAGCACACAACGGGCCGGUCACCAAUUUCUCCGCUUCCGGAUUGGUCGCCGGCCGAACAGCACAGAUGGGCUCUGUUCACCGCGAAGAGACCGUCAGCCUGAACAACAACCAUGGUGGCUUGCAGGCUAACGCUGGCCCCACCUCCAGUGCGGAGCUUAACCACCAUGUGGAAACAUUCAGAGCACUUGCUGGCAGUCUGGCUAGUCAGAUCGCUCCUCUGGAGCUCAAAGUGGAAAAUCACGACAAAGACGAUAUGCAUGACAACUCUUCUGACGGCCUAAAAUCAGACGACGAGAGCGACAAAAGAGAUCUUAAGGGGACUAGGGCAGGAACUCGUCCUAGGCAAGGCCCUACAUCACCAAAUAGUAUUAACGAUGACGAGGACCUGAAUCCCGAGCAGAAGGCGGAGCGCGAGCGCGAGAGGAGGAUGGCCAACAACGCUCGCGAGAGGCUGCGGGUCCGAGACAUCAACGAGGCAUUUAAAGAGCUGGGUCGCAUGUGUCAGCUGCACCUGAAGAGCGAGAAGCCUCAGACCAAACUGCUCAUCCUUCAUCAGGCCGUCGCCGUCAUUCUCAACCUCGAACAGCAAGUCAGAGAGAGGAAUCUAAACCCCAAAGCAGCCUGCCUUAAAAGAAGGGAGGAGGAGAAGGUGUCAGGGGUUUCAGGUGACCCCCAGCAAGCCCACCCGCCUGUGCACCCAGGCCACACAGACGCAUCCAACCCCAUGGGCCAUCUUUGAACACUGGCCAGAUGAAAUGGAUCCUGAUGGCAUGUGUUAGACAGAGUUGGUGACCUUGCUUUCCACGGGCGGACAGGACUCACAGUUUGUGACACAGAUUUGAAAAGACAGACCACUUGAAGCAAAAUUCCACCGUUAAGCAAUCCUGAGAUUGAAGAAAACUGGCAAGUGCCCAGCUCCCUGUGAAGACAUCCCGUUUCGAUAAGCAACUUUCUGCCCACCAGAGAAAAUCAAGCAUAGAAGCCCCUCAGCAGCACAUAUCGCCGUCCGCAAGCCGUGUGCCGCAGCUGUACAAUCAGAGACUGUCAGUCGCCACCCCCUCCACUCUAUACGUGGAAGUUGCCUUGUGCCUAAACUGAAUUGACGAAUGCAUUGUAACAGCUAUUGUUUUUUUUUCUGUUUGUUUAUUAUUUUUUCCUAUUUAUUAUGUUACUGAGCUGUAAGUCUGUGUUUAAAGGGAAAGUUCUGACAUUGCUAUGAAAAGCUGGUGGCGUUUCAGUAGAUCUGCAGUUUGUCGCAUGCCGUCCGCACACCUCUCCCGCAUCGGUCUGUGGAAGGGCCUCUCCGCGAAGGGCCUCUCCGCUCAACAUCCACUUUACGAGAUUAAUAUAUUUUUAUCGCACUCGGAUCAAAUUCCAUGCCCUCGAAAGAAUUUGAUGGUGUUCGAAGACUCGAGGAUCCCAUUGUCUAGAAAAAUUUAAGAAAUAAUAUAUUAUUUAUAUUUAUCGUACAUUCAUUCCGCAAAAAAAAAACAGCAUGAGAAACCAAAACUACCUAAUUCUUUAUUUUGUACGUCGAUAGCGUACUUCAGAGUCCUCAUCUAAGUCAGAGGUUAAAGAGAGGUAAGGAGUGAGGCCAGAUGACAUCAGACUACGUGUUUUCGGUUGGAUUCCUUGGAUUUGAUGGUGGAACGGCAAACUCUGGCUUUACUGAAAGGUCAAAGAUCAAACACAAACUGACAUGUUUAUACUCAUUAGGAAGCAGUACAGAUACAGAAAGCAGAAAGUUACAAGACCCCAGCAUUCCCUGCAUAUUUCUUAGUGUCUUAAAUGGAAAAUGGGACACAGUCUCGUCCUUUUGAUUCCUUUGCCAUAUAGUGUUAAGGUAAAAACAUAUUUCCGAUGCGAUGCAGUUUAUUUGUAUUCAGAUGUUACAUUAUUGGGUUGAACAGCCAUGGUAAUGCCGAGGGCGUCUGUACCGAGGAACCUCUGAUAUACCGUUGGCCUGCAUCAAAAGAGUUAGACAUGGCACUGCGUGAGAGGAGUUGCAUUUAAAACGAAGACCAUUACUUCACCUGGCCUGAAUUGAAAUGUUGCUUUAUGUUUGAUUGUUUGUUUUUUACAUUCUAAAACUAUUAACAAUUAUAAAUGAAAAGGAAAAAAAUACUCAAAGUAACCACAUGUUAUAUGUUUAUUUGUACUUGUAUACAAAGCAUUUCUCUAGGCUUCAUAGUAAAGCGUAUAUUUGUCGUGUGAAAAUAGAAGGAUGUUCUAAGUUACUUAGAAUGGCUUUGUCUUUCUCCCCAAUGCAUUGAAGUACUUGAUACUUGAUCAGCAGAAUGUGAGCGCAAUGUCUGUUAGAAAAAGAGAAGCUCUAUAAAUUCAAAUGCUGUGAAGCAUCAAAAUCAACAAACAGUGGAAAUGAUGAACAAAACCAGUUUUGAUCAGGAUUUUCUCUGCUGUUAAUGCUUUUUUUUUUGUUUCUUUUCAGAGAGCAGCAGACACCACUUUAAUUUUGUAUGCUUUUUACUUUAAGACCAAAAAAUUGUUUUUUAACACUCUUGCUUUGGAUCUUUUUUCCCGGUCUGUUGUCUUCCAUGCGUUCGCUCCAUUAGAGCAGAGACGGCCACAUUUUAAUAUUCAUCGGUCCCUGAAUUACAAAGUCAAAAGAUCAAAAGCAUAAAGAAACAUUUAUCAGAAUAUCAGCAUUAAUUUCCAUCUGUGUUUUUUCUCUGUUUUGUUUUGUGGCAUUACCUUCCUUAACAAAAUUAUUGUAAAAUCCACUAUAGUCUUUGUGGCCUUGUUAUACAUUUCAGUAUUCAAGAGCAUGUAUUUUUGCCGGCUGCAAAUGAAUCAAGGUUAUGAGUCAUCUCUUUGUCUAUUGUUUCGUUUCCUUGUUUUUUUUCCCUUUUAUUCUGUGUUCUGUUUUUCUCUAUGUUCGAUUUUGCUGUAUGCCCUGAUGCUUUCCCUCAUAACAAAAAAUCUAUGAAAAGGAUAAAAAAAACAUGUGGCUUAUUUUUCACUAUAGUUAGUCUUUUAUACAAUAAUAUUGUAAGAACAUUUCUUGAAUUCUAAAUAUUACUCUUUCUAGAUUUUUGAAAUCAAAAGUUUUGAGUAAAAAGUUUCUUACUUUAUUUUACUAUAUUAGAUAGUAAAAAAAUGUACGGUUAUUUACCAUAACCUGUCCAUUAUUAUAAAAAAGAUUAUUGAUAGCCUCUUAAGAACAUAAGUAGGAUUGUAGCUUGCAGUCUAGUACAUAUGGGGUAUUGUACGAGCUCGAUGUUCCAGAAGAUGUGCUCUCCAUUUCUGUCUUCAGUCUGCAUUGUUGGUUGAUGAAAGAUUUGUACCCAUGUCAAAAUUCAAGGUAUUGUCCAUGCACAUCAGAAAACCAGCAGUAAGAAGUUCAGUUCUUUCUUUUUUUCUGUCUCUGUAACAGAAAACACAAUAUGUAUAUAACAUUUAUGUAGCAAUAAAUGUGCCAUCUUUUUUAACUGAAUUGUAUGUGAGUUUAUUUCCCUUCACAAGUGGUUGUUUUUAUCCUUGGCUAAGAGCAUCAAAAAAUCUUUUUCAUUUGUUUCACUCAAAGCUUGGCACAAAUUUGCAGUGCUUACGUUUAACAUCUGUUUAAAAUGAGUUUUAACAACUCCAUGUACACUGCAGUACAUAGAAAAAUCUUUAAAAAAAACAAUUGAAAAAUUACAGUUUACAGUAGUUUUAAAAUGCUCUUUGCAUUUUUUAUUUGUUCAAAGAAAGUAUUAUUUUGCCUUUUUGAAUGCUCUAUUUGGCUUGUGUUUUAGCAAAUAUGUUUGCCUUCGUGAAACA